CCUUCUCCCCUAUGUCCAUCGUCCUCCCCACUCCCAGCUUCAUAUACCUGUCAAUGGCGCGCUCGGUGCGGCGGCCAGCACCCUUCUGUGGACGGCGCCGGCGCGCGGCCUGCUAUCCGCCCUCCCUUCUCUCUUCAAUCUGGUACACGCCUCGCAAUGGGUCCGCCGGCCUACACCGCUUCCCUUUCUCCUGGUUCUGCUCUCUUCUCCAACUCCCGAAUGCCGCCGCUGCCGCCGCGUCUUCUCCGGCCGGGCCUCGGGGUGCCGGGGAGAGGGGAGGUGGGGGUGUCUUCGGCCGCCGGAAGGUACGGCGGCGGCCGCCUCACCCCGCCGCAGGAGAAGCGCCGCCCCGCACCGCUGCAGGAGAAGCGCCGGCCCUCGGAGUCAUCCCAACUCACGGAACGGAAGCGGCAUUGGAAGGCGGGGGAGUUCCCGGGGUCCUCCGCCGGCAGGGACGGCGGCCGCCCCGCCCCACCGCCGGAGAAGCGGCACUGGAAGGCGGGAGAGUUCCUGGGCACCGCCGCGCCCCCCGACUCGAAAGCGUCGAGGACGCCCCUGAAGAACAUCAAGAAGCGGCUGGACGCCCGCGCGGACGCCAAGGCGUGGGCGUGCACCGCCACCGAGGCCCUCGCCGACAGCAUCAACUCAAAGAACUGGCGAGAGGCGCUGCAGGUCUUCGAGAUGCUCAAGGAGCAGCCUUUCUACCAUCCGAAAGAGGGCACCUACAUGAAGCUCAUCGUGCUGCUUGGCAGAUCAGGCCACGCCGCCCAAGCGCGCCAGCUAUUCGACGAGAUGCUGCAACAAGGAUGCCAACCCACCCCUGAGCUCUACACCGCCUUGAUUGGGGCCUACUGCCGCUGCGGCCUACUGGAUGAGUCACUCCAGCUCCUCACAGACAUGAAGGCCUCUCCACUGUGCCAGCCUGACGUCUACACCUACAGCACCAUCAUCAAGGCCUGUGUCGAUGCCAGCAGAUUUGACCUUGUUGAAGCUAUGUACAAAGACAUGGCUGAGCGCUCGAUAUCACCCAACACGGUCAUGCAGAACAUUGUCCUCAGUGGGUAUGGAAAGGCUGGACGGUUGGAUGACAUGGAAAGAAUGCUCUCUAACAUGCUCGACAGCACAACCUGCAAGCCGGAUGUCUGGACAAUGAACAUUAUCUUAAGCCUGUUUGGAAACAGGGGCCAGGUGGAAGCGAUGGAGGAAUGGUAUGAGAAAUUCCGAAGCUAUGGCAUCGAACCGGAAACUCGCACACUGAACAUUCUCAUUGGCGCCUAUGGGAAGAAGCGGAUGUACGAUAAGAUGUCUGCAGUCAUGGAGUACAUGCGCAAGCUAGCAUUUCCAUGGACCACUGCCACAUACAACAAUGUGAUUGAGGCAUUUGCUGAGGCGGGUGAUGCCAAAAACAUGGAACACACAUUUAACCAGAUGCGCUCUGAGGGGAUGAAACCAGAUACAAAGACCUUCUGUUGUCUAAUAAAUGGGUUUAGCAAAGCAGGCUUUUUCCAUAAGGUUGUGGGCAUGGAUAAGCUUGCUGAGAGACUUGGUGUGCCCACAGAUACAUCUUUCCACAAUGCUAUUCUUGGUGCAUGUGCAAAAGCAGAUGAUCUGAUGGAGAUGGAGAGGGUCUUCAUGCACAUGAAGCAUAAGCAGUGUGAUCCGGAUGCCAUGACAUACUCUAUCUUGGUGGAAGCUUAUCGGAAGGAAGGAAUGACUGACAAGAUUUAUGCUUUGCAUCAGGAGAACCCAACUUUGGUUCCAACUGAUCUUGUCAUGGUGUAACUGACUUGCUGACCGAAUAAUGGUUCAGACAUUUAAGCCUGUCUGCAUUGGUGGAAAACUUCCCUCCUGUCCCAGUUUGGAGUUGAUAAUGCAACCAAGUAGAGUGGCAGCCAUUCUCCAACUCCAUUUUGUCUGUUGGCCUGCAGAGUUAGUAUCUAUAUCUCCUGGCAACUGUAUUUCUGUGAACUCUGGGGGCUUCACUGUAUCAAUUGAAAUGUGACGGUAAUGUGUGUAGCUCUGAAGUCACACGGCUUGAAAGCUCCCAGCUUUUUAGAACUGUCUAGCUAUAUUUGUGAUUUAAACCACCUUAAAUAGCCAUAAAAUGGGGAAUAUAGUUGUUGUAGCUAGAAAAAUAUGAAAUUUUUACCAGCUUA
Molecule: messenger RNA, 2156 nt
Organism: Panicum virgatum (switchgrass)
Lineage: Eukaryota; Viridiplantae; Streptophyta; Magnoliopsida; Poales; Poaceae
Product: pentatricopeptide repeat-containing protein At3g06430, chloroplastic-like
Exons: 2
Coding region: 157-1782 (541 amino acids)
Molecular function (GO): protein binding; mRNA binding
Source: RefSeq, a predicted model, not a curated record